CUUUGACUGCCCGCACACGACCAUCGUUCUCCGCAACAUCCAUUCAUAAAAUCUGAGAGAGCUCAAGGUAUUUUCUGGUACUCCAGAGAAAGAUAUACUCCCAGAUUACGCGCGACGUUCUUUUGAAAAUGUUUGUCCUCAGAAAUGUGGGUAAGCUGAUCUUCGGCGAUACCUCCAAGGAAUCUUUGGUCGAACUACCGCAAGGGCAACUUUACCUCGUCCGACCGCUUUCUCCUAAGGGAUACUCAGAGCUCAUCUUCAAAGACGCUGCCGCGAGAAUCCGACGAACGAACCAGGAGUACCAAUACCAACUGGUCAUACAGCGGGCAUACGAAGAAGGCGAGGAGGAUCUUGCUGACGACGAAGAUGGUGAAGACCCAGAACUUGCUGCCUUAGCUGCCGAGCGAGACGAGAAAACAUUCCUGCUUGACGAAAGCCUGCAUUUCAGAUCUGAGAUUCGGGAAGGUGGAGAGAAGGUUCUGGCCUGGAGAGACUUGAGUGGGGACGCGGGUGACCUCUACGAAUUCGUUUGCGACAAUUCGAUCGACGACGCUCAAGUUCAGCAGUUCGAGAUAACUGCUGUCCACUGCCAAUAUGAGCGAAAGCACCGCAAGAAUUACAACACAGCAUCCGAACAAGAUCUUGCCGAGUUCGCUUUCGAGGGCGAACAACCCAUACCCCGUGCGAGUCCUACACACAGUCCCGUUGCUCUGUCGCCAGUAGCCACUAUGCCCGGACCAUCGGGAACAAGAAGUACUGCCAAUUCGGCACUGAAGAGGGAUAGCACGUCCACUAAGGCUUCUCGCAAGAUUCCUGUUCGAGAAGAGACUCCCACAGCGGCACCACCGGUCGCUACACAUCCUGAAUUGAGGUCUGUUUUGGCUGUUGAGCAUGCAGAAUUACACCUCUUUGACUUCCAAUCAGGGGCAUUCAUUCUCCAGGACCCGAACGUCGAGGCAACUGUAGCUGAAGUUGGGACGUGGAAAUACUGGUUGCAGAUCUCGAGCGAAGACAAAGAUUGGCUUGGUCAAGAAGUCAUUGCUGAUAUCAAUCCAGUGUUCAACUUUGAAUACUUAUCCUUCAUCUUCAAUGCAUACACCCCAAACGGGGAUGCAUACUCCUGGCUUCUUCGAUUCAAAGACCAAGAGACUGAGACUCGUUUCCAGGAAGGGUUAAUGCAAGCGUUGUGGGAACAAUUGAAUGAGAUCAAGUGGAACAAAAACAAGGAAGAAGAGCGUGAUUACGUUCUUGAGGCAUUCCAAGAUCUUGCAAUGGACGAUGCUCCGGAAGGCGAGGGUGAGGAAGAAGAGGAGGAGGUGGUCGAAGAUGAUGGUCAGCGAAGCGAGCAUUACGAUAGCGAUGAGGAGGAGGACGAUGUGGUCACCAGGGACGACGAUGGCAACGUCAAUUCGCAACUUGCAGUCGGCUACAAGCAUGAUCGAUCCUUUGUCGUUCGUGGAUCUAAGAUUGGCGUAUUCAAGCAUACACCAAACAAUAAUCUCGAAUUCUCGACGAAUAUUUCGAAGGUGGAGACUCCCAAGGGCAAGCUUUUCAGUCCCAAGAAAGUCAUGCUGCAUGCCGAGGAUACAAACAUGAUCCUGCAGAAUGAGGCCGACCCCAACUCACUCUAUCGUAUGGAUUUGGAGUAUGGAAAGAUUGUAGACGAAUGGAAAGUGCACGAUGAUAUCCCGGUCAAUACAUUCGCUCCCGAGAGCAAAUUCUCUCAGAUGACUGGCGAGCAAACCUUCCUUGGUCUGUCCCGAAAUGCUCUCUACAGAAUUGAUCCUCGUCUCGCUGGUAACAAGUUGGUCGACUCCGAGCUCAAGCAGUACGUCUCCAAGAACGAUUUCUCUGCAGCUGCCACAACCGAGAAGGGAUAUAUUGCAGUCGCCAGCAACAAAGGAGAUAUCCGCAUGUUUGAUCGUCUUGGCAUCAACGCGAAAACUCAUAUUCCCGCCCUCGGAGAGCCUAUCAUCGGUCUUGAUGUCAGCGCUGAUGGUCGCUGGGUUCUUGCGACCUGCCGCACUUAUCUCCUGCUCAUUGAUGCUCUGCAAAAGGAAGGCAAGAACCAAGGAAAGCUCGGCUUUGAGAAGUCCUUUGGCAAGGAUUCGAAGCCUCAGCCUCGCCGCCUGGGCUUGACUCCUUCUCAUGUUGCACAAUUCCAACACGAGACUGGAGCACCAUUAUCAUUCACACCUGCACGAUUCAAUACCGGGGAGGGCUUGUCAGAAACCUCUAUCAUUACUGCCACGGGACCAUUCAUCGUCACUUGGAACAUGAAGAAGGUGUUGAGAGGCAGCAAGGAUCCGUACAGCAUCAAGAGAUAUGCUGAAGAGGUCAAGGCGGACAAUUUCAAGUAUGGAAGCGACAAGAAUGUCAUUGUGGCAUUGCCUAAUGAGGUCAACAUGGUUGCGAAGCAAUCAUUCAAGAAGCCAACCAGGGAAAGCAUUGCUACCCCAGUUAGGAUCGGCGGAAGCAGCCUUGGUGGCAGAAGAAGCUCUGGUAGAGUCGGGACCCGAGACAGUGCCAGAUACAAGCUUGGAAAGGACGACAUGGUUAAUUCUCCUUAUUGAGCUGGGAAUUUUGUUUUCUUCACGACUUCACGACGGCGGGCGUUUUGGCUUCAUUCUGGUAUGGGUUGAUGGAUGGCGGAGACGACAAUCUCCCUGGAUUCUUUUAUUAAUGACGAAUGCGUCAUUCAGUGCAGCUGAACUUGUCAGCAUUAUUCGACACUUCAUGUAUUUAGCAGAGAAAUACCAAUACCCCAAUUUCACUUCAGCCCGAAGUCUAAGUCUCAACUUUGUAAUCUUUUCGCACUGCAUUGGACUGGG
Messenger RNA from Hyaloscypha bicolor E, 2831 nucleotides. Its product is annotated as VID27-domain-containing protein. The coding region runs from base 129 to 2573 and encodes 814 amino acids. The record is from RefSeq and is a predicted model, not a curated record. Lineage: Eukaryota; Fungi; Ascomycota; Leotiomycetes; Helotiales; Hyaloscyphaceae. The transcript is spliced from 2 exons. Gene Ontology annotation, cellular component: cytoplasm; nucleus.